AAACAAAUGGCGUUUUUUCAUCCAAAAGAAAGUAGACGCUGUUUAAAAACAAUUUUAUAAAUUCAAUAAAUUUAUUAAUUUCUCAUCCUAUUUUGUUGUUUAAACAUGUUCUAAGUGUAAUAUUGUUGUUCAAAGUUUCAUUUACUAUAAAAUACCACCCUUAAAUCAUUGUUCACUGUCUUAAAAGUGUCUCAGAAAAAACUCAAUUCCAAAAAAUGUUAGCAAGAAGAGGCGGCAAAAGAAUUAGGAUGGAUGAUCCUCCUCCAGAUUAUGAAGAUGAGAGGGAGCCUCUCAACGAAAGUGUAUCCGAUGGACAUGAAGGCGAAAGUCCUACAAAACGUAUGACUCGUCUACGUGCUCGCGGAGGAGUUCGAGACAAGCCACCAAUUAUUGAUGACGAUGAAGAUGAUUUCUUUGCUCCCAUCAUCAAGAAACGAAAACAAGCUUUGCCACCAAAGCCUCCCAAAGAGAAACGUGAACGCGUUGAACGUGUUAGAAAGGUAGACGAAGACAAGGAACAAGAACGCAUUGAUAAGGAGCGUGAUGUUACAACAGAUGAAUCCAGUCUGUAUUACAUUGUUCGUCAUUCAAAAGCUGCUAUUGCUAGCAUCGUUGAUGAUUGGAUUGAAAAUUAUAAACAAAAUCGUGACACGGCUCUUAUAGCUUUGAUGCAAUUUUUUAUCAAUGCUAGUGGAUGUAAGGGUAGGAUUGCUGAAGAUAUGCCACAUCCAAUGGAACAUACUGCUGUCAUUCGUAAAAUGACUGAAGAAUUUGAUGAGGAAAGUGGUGAAUAUCCACUUAUAAUGCCAGGAGCACAAUGGAAGAAAUUCAAAAUGAAUUUCUGUGAUUUCGUUCAGACACUUGUUAAACAAUGCCAGUAUUCGAUUAUUUAUGAUCAGUUUUUGAUGGAUAAUGUGAUUUCUUUACUCACUGGGCUUUCAGAUUCACAAGUUCGUGCUUUUCGUCAUACAGCUACGUUAGCAGCCAUGAAACUAAUGACCGCUUUAGUUGAUGUUGCUCUCUUGGUGUCUUCUAAUUUUGAAAAUGCUGCAAAACAAUACGAAGCCGAAAGAGUUAAAACUCGAGACCGCAGAGCCACAGAUCGUUUGGAAUCUCUAAUGACGAAACGUGCUGAACUUGAAGAAAAUAUGGAUGAAAUUAAAAAUAUGCUAACGUAUAUGUUUAAAUCAGUAUUUGUCCAUCGAUACAGAGAUACUCUGCCAGAUAUCAGAGCAAUUUGUAUGUCAGAAAUUGGUGUUUGGAUGGAUAAUUACUCCCAAAAUUUCUUGGAUGAUUCAUAUUUAAAAUACAUUGGUUGGACUCUACACGACAAAGUUGGUGAAGUACGUCUAAGAUGUUUGCAAGCCCUAUUGCCCCUCUACGAGAGAGAUGCUCUUAAAGGAAAACUUGAACUAUUCACAUCCAAAUUUAAAGAUCGCAUAGUUGCCAUGACAUUAGACAAAGAAUUUGAUGUUGCUGUUCAUGCUGUUAAACUUGUUAUAAGCAUUUUAAAAAUCCAUCCUGACAUUUUGGCCGACAAAGAUUGUGAAAUUGUCUAUGAACUGGUAUAUUCUUCUCAUCGCGGUGUUGCUCAAGCUGCGGCUGAAUUCUUAAAUGUACGCUUGUUUCAUUUAACACCCGACAUGGAGGAAGUUAAGACCAAACGAGGAAAGCUCCGUCUGCCAAAUACACCACUAGUCCGUGACUUGGUUCAGUUCUUUAUUGAAUCGGAGUUACACGAACAUGGCGCCUAUCUGGUCGACUCUUUCAUUGAUAACAAUGUCAUGGUCAGAGACUGGGAGUGUAUGACCGAUUUACUGCUAGAAGAACCAGGCCCAAAUGAAGAACAACUUGACAAUAAACAAGAAUCUACUUUGAUUGAAAUCAUGGUCAGUAGUGUUAAACAAUCGGCCACUGGGGAAGCGCCUGUAGGUCGGGCAAGCAAUCGUAAAAUCACUUUAAAUGUUAAAGAAGUUAAGGCAAUUCAGGAUGAAAAAAUAAAAUUAACUGAGCAUUUUAUUUUAACACUGCCUCCGAUGUUGGAGAAAUAUCAAGCUGAUAGUGAAAAGUUGACAAAUUUACUAUCGAUCCCACAGUACUUUGAGUUGGAUAUUUACACAACUUCUAGACAGGAGUCGAAUUUGCAAGCAUUGCUGGACAAAAUGGGACAAAUCAUGUCGAAGCACACCGAUCGAGAUGUUCUUGAAACCUGUGCAAAGACUUUGGAAUAUCUUUGCUCGGAAGGAAGUGCCACAUACACACGAUGUGAUGUAGCUCGAUCGAAUAUUAUAGAUCACUCUGUCAAUAAGUACAAAGAUGCCAUUGAUGAAUGGCGUAAUCUCAUUGCAGGCGAAGAACUUCCAAAUGAGGAUGAAAUCUACACCAUCAUCAUUUCGUUGAAAGUUGUUUCAAUAUUGUAUUCAUGUCACAAUUUGAAUCCAUGGAAUCUAUUCGAUUCUUUGUAUCAAGACAUUGAGGAGAGUCAGUCGAAAGAGAAUCCUGGACGAGGAUUGCCAAAUGAAGCAUUAGCUUAUUGUAUUGAAGCUUGUUAUUUCUCCUUGACUUGGGGUUUGUAUUAUUUGGAGAAUCAAUGUGAAAGCUCCAGUGUCCAGAGUGGAUGUGCCGAGUUGAAAACAAAUUUGCAUAAAUACAUAAAUGCAUGUUGUGAACUGACUCGUGAUGGGCCAACACAACAAAUUCAAGAAUCAGCCUAUCAAUCGGUUUGUGAUCUUCUCAUAAUCUUCUCUGAUCAGCUGUCAACAAGUGAAAAUGAACAUAUUCGCAUUUUGGAGUAUAGAUCUGCCCUAGAUGAGCAGUUGAUUUUAAAUAACUUUGUUCAGCAUUAUGUGUUUUCUCUUAAACCAGAAGAAUGCCACGAUGAGACACGAAUUGAAGAACUGCAUAAGAAGAGAAAUUUCUUAGCAUCUUAUUGUAAAUUGAUUGUUUACAAUAUCAUUCCUACAAAGAGUGCAGCUGGACUGUUUAAACAUUAUGUCAGGUGUUAUAAUGAAUAUGGCGAUAUUAUCAAAGCCACUCUUGGCAAAGCAAGAGAAAUCAAUAAAGUUAACUUUUCGUUAACACUUUUAUUAAGUUUAAUAGCAGUUUUUAAGGAUCUUCAAGCACAAUACGAUAAUGGAAUUAUUUCGAAAUCCUCCCAUGACUUUAGUGAACUGAAAGAAUUGGCAAAGAGAUUUGCAUUAACAUUUGGUUUUGAUGCGAUUAAAAAUCGUGAACCAAUUAUUGCUCUACAUAGAGCUGGUAUUUUAUUUGCAGUUCAUGAUGUUCCUGAAGAUCCAUCAGCCGCACCAACACGUCUUUUGUUUUUGGAAAUUUUAAAUGAAUUCAAUAAUAAAUUGCUGAAGCAGGAUAAGAAAGUUAUAUUGAAUUUCCUCGAUAGACGAAUAUCGCCUGGAAUGCCAUCUAGCAAAGCCGAAGAAUGGCAACCAUUGGUUUUGUAUAGAAAUUCACUGCUUCAUGGUGAGACAGAUCAGCCACCACCAGUGACGACAAAGAAAGCUUAUCAUAGAAAACGUCGUAUAAGUCAUGAUGAUGACGACGAUGAUGAUUAUGAUGAUGAUCAAAAUGAUCCAGAUUUUAGGGGCUAAGAGACACAAAUAUUGAUUUGAUUCUUUUUUUUUUUUUAUUUUAAUUAUAAAUUUAGUUGAAUUGAACUGAAUAAGAAUAUAAAUAUUCUACG
This is a messenger RNA of Episyrphus balteatus (marmalade hoverfly), 3697 nucleotides long. It is a transcript of the gene SA1, whose product is annotated as cohesin subunit SA-1. Lineage: Eukaryota; Metazoa; Arthropoda; Insecta; Diptera; Syrphidae. Gene Ontology annotation, biological process: sister chromatid cohesion. The record is from RefSeq and is a predicted model, not a curated record. The transcript has 12 exons. The coding region runs from base 216 to 3605 and encodes 1129 amino acids. Gene Ontology annotation, molecular function: chromatin binding. Gene Ontology annotation, cellular component: chromatin; cohesin complex; nucleus.